AUGGCAGAAGAGACUAGCCCCUUCACCACACGGCACGCCCUCUAUGGCUCCGUCCAUGUCGCCGCCUCCUCUCGCGACUCGGCCAUCCAAGUCAGCCCAGCCAGCAUCAUGCAGCAUCCCUUUGCUCCUGGCCGACGCUACUACAUCUAUCCACCCUUCAUCAAGGGCCAUGGCCGCUUGAUACCCGCUCGUCGGACGGUGCCCUAUCUGGUUGGUCUGUUUCUUGUCAUCGCAGUGUUUGCAUGGGCCGUCUGUUCUGCUCUGUCGGUGAGCCCGCUGCUGGGCCAUCCACACCACCCGCGCCCGCCCGCACCCGCCACGGGGCUAGGACAAUAA
This is a messenger RNA of Bipolaris maydis ATCC 48331, 336 nucleotides long. RefSeq lists its product as uncharacterized. NCBI's taxonomy places the organism in Eukaryota, Fungi, Ascomycota, Dothideomycetes, Pleosporales, Pleosporaceae. The record is from RefSeq and is a predicted model, not a curated record.